AUGGAACUCACAAAAUUUGCUUCCAUUUUCAUUACAAAACUCUUCACCCAAGAAACUGAAGCUACAGGAAGCUCCACGGGAUGCCGACUGUCCACCAGCGGCUGUUCAUCACAAAUCCGAAAAUUCGGAUUAACAAAAACGUCGAGAGGACACGCCAUAUCCCACCCACCACAGUCACACCCUCCGCCCAUCCGCCACCUGUCCAACAGAGGCGAGGGCCCACGGUUCUCGCCACCUGGCAGACUGUGGUUCCCAGCCGGGACCACCACAUGCAUCUCCCCAGUACGUGAAUUUCCCAAAAUACCCUCCCUUGCCUCCUCAAGUCUGCAAAGAUCCAGCAAGCUUGGAAGCGGACGAUCCAUUUCUCCAUCCCCACUCUUGAACUUCAGACUCUCUCUCUUCUCGAAUGGGGCCCGCAUGAUGACAGCUGCUAUUUCCAGCUCCGGAUGCAAGUCCACCGCCAUUAGAGGCCGAGAGUGCUUAAAAAUCUGUUCUUUAAAACAGCUGGAAUUGUCUUGA
Messenger RNA from Striga asiatica, 519 nucleotides. Lineage: Eukaryota; Viridiplantae; Streptophyta; Magnoliopsida; Lamiales; Orobanchaceae. The record is from the annotation of a GenBank genome assembly.